AAGGAUAAGGGAGCGCUGAGGAGAAAACAACCCGCACAGCUGGCUGCGGGUAGCGGGGAAGACAAACACAAGCGGCUUUACUCUGCACACUGUUACGUGGCAACAUGGAACAAACUUUGGCACCUUUGCGGGAGGCUGUGCGCGAGCAGGGCGACUUGGUGGCCCAGCUUAAGGAGCAAGGAGCCCCCGAGUUGGAGGUGAAUCAGGCUGUCACAGAGCUGAAAGCCCGGAAGAGAACUUUAGAAAUGAAGGAGCUUUCUUUACAACCCAAAGAUGACGUUGUUGACAGGGUAAAGAUGGACGACACCUUAAAGAGGAGAUUUUUCUACGAUCAGUCUUUUGCCAUAUAUGGAGGUGUGGCCGGCCUGUACGACUUUGGUCCGGUGGGCUGCGCCUUGAAGAACAACAUCCUGCAAGUUUGGAGGCAGCACUUCAUCCAGGAGGAGCAGAUCCUGGAGAUCGACUGCACCAUGCUCACCCCCGAACCCGUCCUCAAGACGUCGGGCCACGUGGAUAAAUUUGCUGAUUACAUGGUGAAGGACUCCAGGACGGGAGAAUGCUUUCGUGCUGAUCAUCUCCUCAAAGCCCAUUUAAAGAAAGUCAUGUCCAACGAGACGUGUACCCCUGAGAAAGUGGCGGAGAUGGAGGACGUGAUCACCCAGAUGGACAACUACACUCAGCAGGAGUUGGGCAAUCUGUUCGUCAAGUACAACGUCAAGUCUCCCUCCACGGGCAAUGACCUCACCUCUCCUAUCUCCUUCAACCUCAUGUUCCAGACCUCCAUCGGGCCAGGAGGGAACACUCCCGGCUAUCUGAGGCCAGAAACGGCUCAGGGGAUGUUCCUCAACUUCAAGCGACUGCUGGAGUUCAACCAGGGAAAGCUUCCCUUUGGCGCCGCUCAGAUCGGAAACUCGUUCAGGAAUGAGAUCUCGCCUCGCUCCGGACUCAUCCGCGUCAGAGAAUUCACCAUGGCUGAGAUCGAGCACUUUGUGGACCCCAACGAGAAGGUCCACCCCAAAUUCUCAAACGUGGCCGACCUGGAUAUCCUGUUGUACUCCUCCAAGGCUCAGACCAGCGGCCAGUCGGCACAGGUCAUGAGGCUCGGAGAUGCUGUGGAGCAGGGCAUCAUCAACAACUCUGUGCUGGGCUACUUCAUCGGCAGGAUCUAUUUGUACCUGCUCAAAGUAGGUCUUAGCAAAGACAAAGUGCGCUUCCGUCAGCACAUGGAGAACGAGAUGGCUCACUAUGCCUGCGACUGCUGGGACGCCGAGUCCAAAACUUCCUACGGUUGGAUCGAGAUCGUCGGAUGCGCCGAUCGCUCGUGCUAUGACCUGUCGUGUCACUCGCGAGCCACCAAGGUUCCCCUCGUGGCGGAGAAACCCCUCAAAGAACCCAAGGUGGUCAAAGUAGUGAAGUUCGAGCCCAACAGAGGCGCCAUCGGAGCAGCGUACAAGAAAGACGCCAAGCUGAUCUUCGAGUAUCUGGACGCGUGCGACGAAUGCUUUAUUGGCGACCAGGAGAAGCGACUCAACCAAAGCGGAGAGUUCAGCCUUUCAACGGAGGGCAAAACGUUCAAGCUUACCAAAGACAUGGUCGCCAUCAAGAGAUUCCAGAAAACAUUACAUGUUGAGGAGAUCGUCCCCAACGUCAUUGAGCCGUCCUUCGGCAUCGGCAGAAUCAUGUACUCCAUCUUUGAGCAUUGCUUCCAUACGCGGCAAGGAGACGAACAGAGAACGUAUUUCAGUUUUCCCGCCACUGUGUCCCCGUACAAAUGCUGCAUCCUUCCUCUGAGCCAAAAUCAGGAAUUCACACCUUUUGUCCAACAACUGUCUGAGGCGUUGACCCGGAAGGGGGUGUCUCACAAGGUGGACGAUUCAUCUGGAUCCAUCGGGAGACGCUAUGCUCGCUCCGAUGAGAUCGGCGUGGCCUUCGGCGUCACCGUAGACUUUGACACAGUCAACAAGACGCCACACACCGCCACCCUGAGGGACCGUGACUCCAUGAGACAAAUUCGUGUCGAGGUGGACGCUUUGCCGGAGGUGAUUUGGUCGCUGGCCAACGGCGUGUCCACUUGGCCUCAGCUGGAGGUCAAGUACCCACUCUUUGAAGGACAGGAGACCAGCAAGAAGGAGUAACCACCAUUAUUCAGGGAAAAUCCUUAUUGAGGAGCCAUAACAUAUUUUUUAAAGGACUAGAAGACAAAUAUAAGAAUGUGUACUGAAUACUUACCACUAGCUGUCUCCCGAGGCACAUUACCCAUUCCACAAGACUUGACAAUUCCCAAAAUGGAAGUGCAACAAUAGUUGUGGCCAUGAACUGACUAUUUUUUACACCUCCACAUUCAGCCUUGUUCUAAUAAAUGACUCGUGGUUCUUUUACCCACUGUGUCCUGGAUUUGA
Syngnathus typhle (broad-nosed pipefish) is the source of this 2399-nucleotide messenger RNA. RefSeq names its product glycine--tRNA ligase-like. Gene Ontology annotation, biological process: mitochondrial glycyl-tRNA aminoacylation. The transcript is spliced from 17 exons. Lineage: Eukaryota; Metazoa; Chordata; Actinopteri; Syngnathiformes; Syngnathidae. The coding region runs from base 105 to 2135 and encodes 676 amino acids. The record is from RefSeq and is a predicted model, not a curated record. Gene Ontology annotation, cellular component: cytoplasm; mitochondrion. Gene Ontology annotation, molecular function: glycine-tRNA ligase activity; ATP binding.